Molecule: messenger RNA, 644 nt
Organism: Cajanus cajan (pigeon pea)
Lineage: Eukaryota; Viridiplantae; Streptophyta; Magnoliopsida; Fabales; Fabaceae
Product: metallothionein-like protein type 2
Molecular function (GO): metal ion binding
Source: RefSeq, a predicted model, not a curated record
UCAUGUAAACUCGUUCCAGUUAGUGUUGUAACUUGUGAUCAUCACUGUUACGUCAUUUUCGUAGUUUGUGUGUGUUUGCAUCUGAAAAUGUCUUGCUGCGGUGGUAACUGUGGCUGCGGAAGUAGCUGCAACUGUGCCAACGGCUGUGGAGGGUGCAAGAUGUACCCUGACUUGAGCUAUGCAGAGAAGACAGCCAUAGAGACUCUGGUUUUAGGCCUUGCACCAGUGAAGGCCCACAUCGAAGGUGGCGAAACGGGUGUUGCAGCUGAGAACGGUGGUUGCAAGUGUGGAUCAAGCUGCACCUGCGACCCUUGCAACUGUAAGUGAGGUGCAGAUGAAAGGUUGAAGCAGAGAUGGUUCUUAAUUAGUAGCAGAAAUAAUAAUAAUAAUGAUAACAAUAGCUGUGUAUAUAUAUAUGCACACACUGUUAUAAUAAGACUGUGUCUGUGUCUUUGUGGUCUUGUGUUUGAAGCAAAGUUUUAGAAUAAAGUGGCCAUGGCUAAUGACUUGCCUUCAGCAAAUUCCAUUAGUGUUCAAUGGCUGCUUUGUUAUCUGUUUGGGUUGGUUUGUUUUGUGUAAAGUGUUGGCUUAUUGGAAUCCUCACUCUCUGCUUAUUAAUGGAAAGAGGUCUUUAUUUGUCUUUC